Messenger RNA from Carassius carassius (crucian carp), 3522 nucleotides. RefSeq names its product dual specificity phosphatase 27 (gene styxl2). Gene Ontology annotation, biological process: negative regulation of MAPK cascade; protein dephosphorylation. The coding region runs from base 37 to 3282 and encodes 1081 amino acids. NCBI's taxonomy places the organism in Eukaryota, Metazoa, Chordata, Actinopteri, Cypriniformes, Cyprinidae. The record is from RefSeq and is a predicted model, not a curated record. The transcript is spliced from 5 exons. Gene Ontology annotation, cellular component: cytoplasm. Gene Ontology annotation, molecular function: protein tyrosine/serine/threonine phosphatase activity; MAP kinase phosphatase activity.
GUGUGUGUGUCUCUCUGUGUGUGUGUGUGUGUGUAGAUGAUGGCAUCGUCCGGUGACAGCAGCGCUGCAGAUGAUCAGCAGGUUCCUCAUCCUGAUGAAGCGGUGUGUGUUAAAGACGUUCAGGCGCGUUACCUGCGCUGUCCUUCUCCCAGCUUCUCCAUGAUGUCCGACCGCUUCUCCAUGAUCUCCGGCUCGGACGCUGAGAGUAUCUUCAUGGAGCCGAUUCAUCUGUCCUCCUCCAUCGCGGCCAAGAAGAUCAUCAGUGAAGAGCUGAGGUCCAGAGAGCUGCGGACCCCGGAGACCCCCGACAGCAUGCUGGAGUCGGCCGAGCAGCUGAUGGUGGAGGAUCUGUACAACAGGGUGAAGGACAUGAUCGACGACCGCAGCCCCUACAACACACCCUGCGUGCUGGACAUCCAGAGAGCGCUGACCCAGGACCGUCUGGAGGCGCCCUUCAACCCCGUCGACGAGGUCUGGCCAAACAUCUACAUCGCAGAGAAGUCGGUGGCGGUGAAUAAAGGCCGUCUCAAGCGUCUGGGCAUCACUCAUGUGCUGAACGCUGCUCACGGCACCGGCGUCUACACCGGCCUGCUGUUUUACCAGGGCAUGAACAUCACCUACAUGGGCAUCGAGGUGGACGAUUUCCCAGACGCAGACAUCUCUCCUCACUUCCGCACGUGUGCCGAGUUUAUGGACGACGCUCUGCUGACACACAGAGGCAAGGUGCUUGUGGACUCGAUGAUGGGUGUGAGCCGGUCAGCGGUGCUUGUCGCUGCUUAUCUUAUGAUCUUCCAGAACAUGAGCAUCAUAGAGGCCCUGCUGGAGAUCAGGAAGAAACGUGCCAUCAACCCCAACGAAGGGUUUAUAAAGCAGCUGCGCCAACUCAACGAGACUCUGAUGGAGGAACGAGACGAAGACGAUGACGAGACCCUCAGCCAGUGCUCCGUGAUCGAUGCCCGCGCUCGUCUUGAUGAGGAGGAGAGCAUGUUUGGAGUUAAAGCUGAAUCCAUCAUGGUGGACGAGGAGGGAGACAGCGGCAGCGUCAUGAGUAGCGUAGCGUCUUCGGCCGCCGCCGCGGCUCUGAAAGCAGGACUUCUUGGUGGCCCGAGCAAACCUGACCUGGAGGUGACCGCCAAGGACCCGGCGCUCCCUGGAAAAGACAGAGAAGAUGAAGAGGGGGAUGUGGACAGCAUGAUAAGAGAGUGGCAGAAGCGCAACGAGAAGUACCAGGAUGAGGACUGGUGGGAGGCACAGCUGAUGUGUGACGGGGGGGACGGUGAGUCCUUGCUGGGCGACAGGAAACCGCUGGACGUGCGACCGGAGGACCUGGAGAGCGUGACCAGUGAAGAUGUGCGAAUGGUGAAGGAACGCAUCAGGAAUCGUCCCCGUCGACCCGCUUCAGAUACAGGCUCUGCAACGAGCCGCAGCAGCUUCUCUGAUCUCUGGAAGCAGCGUCUGAAGGACAUCGAGGAGCAGGCCGCAGCACGAUACAGACUCAAAGAGGAAGACGAGGACAGCGAAACAAGCCAGAAGAGAAUCGACGACGAUGUCGAGAGCAUCCUCUCGGACAGCAGCUCCAUGUACAACUUCUGCAAGAAGAACAAGGAGAACCUAACACCUCUGGAACGAUGGAAAGUUAAGCGAAUUCAGUUCGGAUGGAACAAAAAAGAUGAGAACGGAGAGCAAGUGGAGGCCAAGACGGAAGCUCCUGCUCCCUCGCUGGAGGACGUCAACCUGACAGCCUAUCAGACCUGGAAACUCAAGCAGCAGAAGAAGCACGGUGGCGAAGAGGACAAGGACGAAAUCCUGAAGAUGAGUCGAGCCGAGGACCCGGCCACCAUCAAGAAAAGACAGCGACGCGAGGAGCUUCUGGAGCGAACGAGGAAGACGCUGGAGGAGAGCCAGUCGGUGUGUGGCUGGGAAACCGAGAGGGCUCUGAGCGGAAGCAUCCCGCUGUCUGCUUUCUGUGCCGGAGCCUUCCCGUCUGCAAGCACCGCCGGAGACGAUAACAUGUCUGUGCUCAGCGGAAGGUCUUCCGUCCUUUCAGGUCACAGCACCAGAUCCCAACCUCCCGUUCCUCAGGAGCCUCCGGCCGCGAUCCUCGGCCCUAACGGUGAGCCCAUGGUAAACAUUUCCAACAUCCAGAACUGGAUUGCCAAUGUGGUCAAUGAGACUCUCAUGCAGAAGCAAGCCGAGAUGAUGACGGGAGCGAGUCUGGCUCCUUCCAGAGCGGGAUCGGUGUUCAGUCUGGGUGUCGGACGCGGAGGAGACGAUGAUAAAGCCUCAAUGCUGAGUGGAUCCACAUACUCGUCACGAAGCAGAGCCGAAUCCGUGCUGUCUUUGGGUGGAAAGGCUCGAUCCGUGCUCUUGACCGGCGGCCGGGCCGAGUCUGUGAUUUCUGCUGGAGGAGCAUCAAACGUCUCCUCUGUGUCCCGGCGGAGCAAGAUUACUACGACCAGCGUGCCGCUCUACAGCCUCUUCCAAGACCAGGUGAACCUCCACAAACUGGACACCAUGGAGAAAGAAAUCAAGUCUGACAUGCGGGACAAGAUGGCUUCCUAUGAGGUGAAGAAGAUCACAGAGGACAACAAGCGCAGUACAUUAUACAAGAAGAAAAAACCAAAGGAGGAGGAGGAGGAGGACGAAGAUGAAGUAAAUCAUGGAAAACUGAACGGAUUUGAUGAUUCGGCCACCCGUUGCUUCGAGAAACCCAAACCUAAAAGAGAUUACGGCCGUUCUGGAAUACUGAACCUGCCAGCUUCGGCCAGGAACCCCACCAGCAGCAUCGAUGAAUGGCUGGAAAACGUGAGACCUCCUCAGAGCAAACCUACACCUUACGAUGGAGACGGAGAGACGCCGCGCAUGUCUCGGCCAGCGUACGAGGAACCUUCGGAGUUUGACUUCCCGAGCCGCAGGAGCUCUAUUUCAGUCAAUGACGACGAAGAGGAGGAAUAUAGCUUUGCCUCGAGGUUUGCUUCCAGGCAUCAGCCAGAUGAUGACAUGGAUUUGGCUCGAGAUCCCAGUCCGGAGUUUACCUAUCGAUCCGGGAUAGGUGAAGAUACUAGUUACAGAACCAGGAGGUCGUAUGCUAACAACAAUGAGACUGUGAGGACUGCUAAGACUGUACCGGAAGACAAGGAAGAUGAGGAAAUAUCUGCUUUCAUUGCUCAGAUUAAACAGAGGGCGAGAGCACGGGUGGCGGAGGAGAUGGAGGAUGAUGAAGUUCUUUCAUCGUGGAGGAAACAGGAGGAGUCAAAGUCACACGCACACAAUAAAAACUAAUACAAACAUGACUGUUCAUGCCAAAAAAAGAGAGGAAAAUUCAUUAUCUAUUGUAGAUGUAGAAUAUCAUAGCAGUAAUGAUGCAUUGUUUCAUAUGUGUGAUCUGACAGGCUUCCAUUCAUAAAGUAAAAAAGUGUUCAGGACGAGACUCUUAGAGAUUGAUACUGCAUAUAAACAAACAGAAGAUAACAUCACUGCGUUCAAAGUCACAAACACACAAUAAAGCAUAUUUAGCAGCUC